UAAUAUGUCUCCUGUUAAGAUGACAGAAGAUGAUGUGUAAUGGCUGUCCCCCUCUGAACCAGGACCUGCCCAGUCCGGUCCCGGUGCGGACUCGUCUCCCGGCCGAGCUGUUCGGUGAAGCUCUGAUGGUUCUGGAGUUCCUGCGGGCCUUCGGAGAAGUCUUCGACCUGAAGGACGAGUUCCCCGACGGAGUCUCUCUGGAGGUUCUGGAGGAGGCUCUGGUGGGUUCUGACCCAGAGGGUCCGCUGUGUGAGCUGCUGUUCUUCUUCCUGUCGGCCAUCUUUCAGGGUCUGGACGAGGAGCAGGAGGAGGUCGCUAAAGACCAGGCAGAAGACCUGUCAGAGGCUCUGGACGAUGACUCUGAUGCGACCCAGUCUGCUCUGGGCGCGGUGGCGGCGCUGGCGGCCGCCUGGUCCCCGCUACACCAGGGCUGCAGUCUGAAGCAGCUGGACCUGGACAGCUGCACGCUGUCCGAGAUCCUGCGCCUGCACAUCCUGGCCUCUGGCGCCGACUGCAACCACGGCAACGCCAAGUUCCGCUACCAGAAGCAGGGCGGCUUCGCGCUGAUGGACGACCCGUGUGUGGAGCUGCGGGUUGCUGAGCCGGCGCUGUUGAAGAGACUGACGUGCACCGCCGUGUACGACCUGGCGCCAGGGGAGAAGCUGAGGAUCCUGCAGGCUCUGGUUGGGAAGCUGCUGACGCUGGCGUCCAGCAGAGAUGUGAUCGAGGACUGUGUGGAGGAGCAGAGAGCCGCCAGACAGGAACUGAGAGAAAUCAGAGCGGAGCAACACCGCCGAGACAGAGAGGAGGCCGCACACAGGGUUCGUCUCCGCAAAGAGGAGAAGCUGAGGGAGCAGGAGCUGAAGGGAGGAGCCCCAUCCAGCAGUGAGACUCCUCCAGAACAACACACUGAAGAAGACGAGGAGCAAAACUCUUCAUCCAUCAAAAAGACGAUGAACGCUGCAGACAGACAGACGGCCCCGUCCUGCCCCCCCGCCCCGUCCUGCCCCCCCGCCGCCCUGACUGCAGAGGAGCAGGAGAAAGAGCUGGAGAAGGUCACAGAGCUGCAGGAGAGGAUCCAGAAGGCCGCGGCGUGCACCUGCCUGCAGCCGCUGGGUCGAGACCGUCUGUACCGGCGGUACUGGCUGCUGCCCUCCGCCUCCGCGCUGCUCGUAGAGGACGACUGCUUCGGCCUGACGGAGGACAUGCUGCUGCCGUGCCCAAAACCUGCACCAGACGCCACCGCCAAGAUGGAGGACGAGGAGGACGUCAAGGAGGAGCCAGCUGAGGGGAGUGCCGGCUCAAGCCCCGCCCCCCUCCACACCUGUGGGCCGCCAGUCAAACGUCCCAACCAAUGGUCUUUCUACGCCUCGGUGGAGGAGGUGGAUCAGCUGAUCGAGGCUCUGAACCCCCGAGGUCACAGAGAGAGCAGCCUGAAGGAGGCGCUGCUGCAGGAGAGAGAGAGGCUGACUCAGCUGCUGGAGAGAGGAGCUGGCAACAAGUACACACACACAGAUGAUCCGGAGUCGUCCCGCUCUGUCCCACAAUGCACUGCUGCAGCUGAGACUGUGAUGGAGGGGAGACUGAGAGACCUGCUGCUGGACAUCGAGGACCGAAUACACCAGGGAACUCUGGGAACUCUGAAGGUGAUGGACAGACAGGUGUGGCGCUCGGCGCUGGAAGCAGGAAACUACGAGCUGCUGUGUUCUGACGGCAGAGAGAACGGAGGGAUGAAUGGACGAGUGGACGCCAUGGAGGUGGACUCACCUGCCCAGCUGAGAGCCAGAGACAGGCUGCAGGAGCUGAAGUCUGACAGCAUGGCGGCGUGCAGCGGCAGCGGGACGCCUCAGGUGGUCAGCAGCACGGUACGAGUCCUGGCUCAGGCCCUCGCUCACAUUGAGCAAGGCAUCGAGAGGCGUUUCCUCAAAGCUCCGCUGGGUGAUGAAGACUCAAAGAAAGAUCAGAAGACGAAGAAGAACAAGAAGAAAGACGAGGACCAGGCCAGUGAAGAUGGCAGUGACAGUGGUCGGGUCAGUAAGACGGUGUUGGAGCGAUGGAGGGAGUCUCUUCAGUCCUGCUCCAGUCUGUCUCAGGUGUUUGUUCACCUGUCCAGUCUGGAGCGAAGCGUCCUCUGGUCUCGCUCCAUCCUCAACGCUCGCUGUCGCAUCUGCCGACGCAAAGGAGACGCCGACAACAUGCUGCUGUGUGACGGCUGCGACCGCGGACACCACACCCACUGUCUCAGGCCGCGCCUCAAGUCGGUUCCAGAAGGAGACUGGUUCUGUCCAGACUGUCGACCCAAACAGAGAUCCAGCCGCCUGCCGUCACGUCAGCGCUCCUCUAUCGACGAGGAGGAGGAGGAGGAGGAAGAGGAGGGAGACGGAGAACAGGAAGAGGAGGAGUCAGAAGAGGAAGAGGAGGAAUCGGAGGAAGAAGAGGAGUCAGAAGAGGAAGAAGAGGAAGUAGUGAGCACCAAGAAGAGCCAGGCCCCGCCUGCUAAAGGCAAGACUCAACAGGCCCCGCCCCCUAAAGGCAAGACUCAGACCACGCCCAAAGGUCAACAGGCCACGCCUAAGAACAGCACUGCUGCCUCUGCAGGGAAAAACUCCUCAGCCUCCAAGUCGUCGGGUAAGAAGGCCACGCCCCCCCCAGUGAAGGCCACCUCGUCUGCAGGUAAAGCUCCGCCGCGCUCCGGGAGUCGGAGCAGCGCCCGUCGGAGCAACGAGAUCCACAACGGAAACGCCAAAACCUCACCUGGUCAGAGCGAGAACCGCAAGAGACCUCCCACAGACGUGGCUCCGCCUCCCAAACCCCUCCGACCCGUCCUCCCCCCAGCAUCCUCGUCCUCGUCUUCGUCCAGCCGGCGCUCCUCCGGCCGUAACCAUGGCGUCCACGAGCUAUCAGCCUGUGAGCAGCUGGUAGUGGAGCUGGUCAGACACCCAGACAGCUGGCCCUUCAUGAAGCUGGUAUCCAGGACACAGGUCCCUGACUACUAUGACAUCGUCAAGAAGCCCAUCGCUCUCAGCACCAUCAGAGAGAAAGUCAACAACUGUGAAUAUCAGACAGCAGGUGAGUUUGUCUCUGACGUGGGCCUGAUGUUCGGUAACUGUCUCCAGUAUAACCCUCGUCACACCAACGAGGCGAAGGCCGGACUCCGCCUGCAGCAGUUCUUCCAAUCGGAGCUCAGCAGGCUCGGCCUAUCAGAGCGCAGCAGCCCGGCUCCGCCUGCCAAACGCACCCGAAACUGAACCAAACGCACCCUCUGACCUCACCGCCGUCCACUCUGCUGAUCGGUCCCUCCAGAUGACCUCUGACCCCUGCCGCCAGCAGCCAAUCCCAACAGGACUGCAGAGGUCAGAGGUCAGCUGGACCCUCCAGAGCUCCACCGAGCUUCUGGAAACCAGUUCUCAGUUACUGUGAGUUGAUGAAACUGUAGAUUCUCCUUUACUGCCGUUCACGGACAACAUGUAGCAGACAUUCCUGUGGUGCUGUAGGACCGUAGAGACAGAGACACCGUAGAGACACCGUAGAGACAGACAGACAGUAGAGA
Sander lucioperca (pikeperch) is the source of this 3550-nucleotide messenger RNA. RefSeq names its product bromodomain adjacent to zinc finger domain protein 1A-like. The record is from RefSeq and is a predicted model, not a curated record. Lineage: Eukaryota; Metazoa; Chordata; Actinopteri; Perciformes; Percidae. Gene Ontology annotation, molecular function: protein binding. The transcript is spliced from 21 exons. Gene Ontology annotation, biological process: chromatin remodeling. Bases 30 to 3248 code for a protein of 1072 amino acids.